AUGGGACUAUGUGCCUCCACUCACCAGCCGCCCAGUGGGCGCUCGGACGGCUCGCAGCAAAAAGGCAAGCCUGGGGCGCGAGGAGGCGAGGUGCAAGGGGCCGGCAAGGUGUUCCAUCUGGAUGUGGACGCCGGCAGCAAGGCGGCAGGGUUGCGGCGGCAGCAGCCGGGCUCGCCUCCCAUCUCAGCGAGGCUGUCGCAGCAGCAGCAGCAGCAGCAGCAGCAGCAGGGCGAGCUGGGAGAGCAGCCCUCUGGCAGCGCGCAGCGCCGGCCCAGCAGCGGCGGCAGCAGCAGCAGCGGCGGCGGGGUCGGCGGGGCCAGCACCCGUGCGCGGCGCCUGUCGUUCACAGGCCCUUGCGGCGGCACCGCGGCGGCUCCUGCCCUGCCCGCGGCACCCAGCAGCAGUAGCCUGUCCAGCGCUGGAACCCCCAGGGAAGAGACGAGCGGCCGUGGCGGGCUGCCGGCCCUGAGUGCUCAGCCCGCGCUGCCAGAGGCCCACCCUCUGCCUGAGCGGAGGGUGCGCUUCGACUCCCCUAUCAAGACACACGGCCGGCGGGAGGAGGAGGAGGCCGGCGCAGGCACGGCACCGCUGGCGUCGCCGCUCGUGCCUGUGGCGCCGCGUGUUGGCGCGCCCCCGCUACCGCCGCCCUCAGCCCUGCGGCAAGCUAGCCGCGAGGGCACGCCGUCCCGCCCCUCCGCAGCCCCCGCCCCGCCGCUGUCGCCAGCCAAGGCGGCGGCCGCGGCGUUUGCCGCUGCCGAGGCGCGCCUGCGGCGCGGCCUGGCCGCAGGCGGCUCCCCCACCAAGGCCGCCGCAGCUGCGGCGGUGCCCAUGUCUGAGCUCAUACAUUCGGUGGCCAGCCUGUCGCGGGCGGGACGGGAGCCAUCGUACCGCAAGCAGAACCAGGACACCUGCUUUGCCUUCUCCCAGUACUGCCGCCCCACCCAGGCGCUGCUGGCGGCGCUGGACGGCCACGGCCCUCACGGACACGCGGUGUCUGAGUUUCUUCGCCAGAAGCUGCCGCUGGAGCUGGCCGAGCAGCUGGGGGAGAGCGGUACCGUCGCCGGCCGCGCCGCAGCCGCCGCCGGUGCCGGCGGCGCCGCCGCGGGCACCCCCGCAGACGCCGCCGCCGCCCUGUCCGCCACCUUCCUGCGUGUGGACCGGGAGCUGUGCGGCGGCAGCGGCGUGAGCGUGGCGUACAGCGGCAGUACGGCGGUGGUGUGCAUGCUGCAGGGGCGGCGCCUGACGACGGCGUGGGUGGGGGACAGCCGCGCGGUGCUGGCCCGGCAGGAGCCGCGCGGCUGCCGCGCCAUCUGCCUGACGCGGGACCACAAGCCCAGCACCCCAGACGAGCGUGCCCGCAUACUGAUGAGCGGCGGCCGCGUGGAGCACCUGUCCGACCAGCGGGGCCAGCCGGUGGGGCCGCAGCGCGUGUGGCUGGCGGACAGCUGGGUGCCGGGGCUGGCGAUGAGCCGGGCGCUGGGCGACGCAGUGGCGCACACCGUGGGUGUCAGCUCAGAGCCCGAGACGUCGGUGGUGGAGCUGUGCCCGCAGGACAAGUGGCUGCUGCUGGCCACAGACGGGGUGUGGGAGUUCAUGGAGCCGCAGCUGGCUGUGGACAUUGUGAGCGGGUGCAAGGAUGCGGAGGAGGCGUGCCGCAUGGUAAAUGGCAAGCCAUUGGUACUGAAGGCAUCCAUGCCACAAAGGCCACCAGCGCCUGUUAGAGUGUAA
This is a messenger RNA of Chlorella variabilis, 1728 nucleotides long. RefSeq lists its product as hypothetical. The coding region runs from base 1 to 1728 and encodes 575 amino acids. The record is from RefSeq and is a predicted model, not a curated record. Lineage: Eukaryota; Viridiplantae; Chlorophyta; Trebouxiophyceae; Chlorellales; Chlorellaceae. Gene Ontology annotation, molecular function: protein serine/threonine phosphatase activity. Gene Ontology annotation, cellular component: nucleus; cytosol. The transcript has 10 exons. Gene Ontology annotation, biological process: protein dephosphorylation.